UGCGGCGCAUAUUUCGUCAUCCACAAGUAGAAGCAGAACAGACAACGAAACCAACUCCGCAAAAUCGUCAGUUAAUUUGAGAUUUUGAGUACGAUCAGUAUGGCAGCAAACGGCAUCACAGUUGUAGAAACCGUCUCCGAACUACUGGGCAAGGCGAACUCGGCAUUUGAGGAGAAAUUUGGAGAAAAGGCGACCGUGGCAGGAUGUGCCCCUGGACGAGUGAAUCUGAUCGGUGAGCACACGGAUUACAACGAUGGGUUUGUUUUCCCAAUGGCAUUGCCGCAGGUUACAAUUCUGGUAGGACGGAAGACAUCGUCUGGAGUUUGUCGCGUUCUGACCACAGCUGAAGGAACGGAUGAACCCAAGUACACUGAAUUUCCUGUUCCUACCACAGAAAAGCCACUAGAACCUGGUCUACCCAAAUGGGCCAAUUAUGUGAAGGGUGUGGUACAGAACUUCAAAGGUACACUGUGUUCAUUUGAUGCUGCCGUUGUGACAUCGGUACCUCUUGGGGGUGGUGUGUCCAGCUCUGCCUCCCUGGAGGUGGCUACCUACACAUUCCUAGAGGAACUCACGGGAUGCAAAGCAUCCAACCUGACGGAGAAGGCCCUCGCUUGUCAGAAGGCAGAACAUGAUUUUCCCAAGAUGCCGUGUGGGAUCAUGGACCAGUUUGUCUCUGUGAUGGCGCAGGAAGGAAGUGCUUUACUGUUGGAUUGUAGGACGAUGGGUACCACCCAGGUACCCCUUAGUGACCCAAAUGUGGUGGUCCUCGUCACAAAUUCCAACGUCAAGCACGAGCUUACGGGCAGUGAGUACCCCACAAGGAGGAAACAGUGUGAAGAGGCUGCUGCUAUGCUGGGCAAGAAGAGUCUCAGGGAUGCUACCGAAGAGGAAUUGAAUGAUGCUAAUAAUAAUUUUGAGGAUGUCACCGUGUUUAACCGAGCACGUCAUGUGAUUGGUGAGAUCAGGAGGACAACAGAGGCUGCAACAGCGCUGCAAAAGGGAGACUAUGACCUCUUUGGCAAGUUGAUGGUAGAAAGUCAUAAAUCACUCAGUGGCGACUACGAGGUUAGCUGUCCAGAAUUAGACCAGCUGGUCGAGGCGGCCAUGUCAGUUGAUGGUGUUUAUGGAUCACGCAUGACGGGAGGAGGUUUUGGAGGAUGCACGGUAACGCUCCUCAAGAAGGAUGCUAUCGAACGUGCUGUACAAACCAUCAAGGAGAAAUACAGUGGUACACCAACAUUUUACCUAUCAGUUGCAUCCAAAGGUGCUCAUGGGCUGAAGCUUUGAACUUGACAGCAAAUCAGCAACUUUCUAUAUUUCUUCAAGUAUUUACCCACACAGUAAGCAAUCUUAAUGAGGAGCAGUCAUUUUGGUAUUCUUUUCCUUGUUCGUCUGCGAGGACUCAAGCAGCUGCCUUAUUGAAAUCAGCAGCUGCCAUAUUUAUCAUCUAACUUGAAAGAGUUUGAAUCAAGAAACGGCUUUUACAGAGAUUUAAUCGACAGUUGUGCUGAUGUCAUGAAACUUUUGUGAAGGGCUGAAAUUUGGUGUUUCUGAUCAUUUGCAUGAUGCUGUAACGUCGGCUAUUGUAAAUUUUGAUCCCGUGCAAGUUUUGAACACGGUUUGCAAAUCACAAAGUAUUAUUAGGUGCAAAUAUUUAACAGAAUUGAUUCAUUAUCACGUAUAUUGUAUCAUGAACCUUUGUAAAGAUUUGAAAUGAAUCAUGAUUAAGCAGCUGCUGUUAUACUUACCUAGAAGUUUUAUAGGGAUGGGAACUGGGAAGGUGAUGAUAUGUGACUCAAUUGUAACAUGUCAGCAAAAAAGAGAAAAAUAUAUAUAUGAAGAAAUGGGCUUAUAUAAGAUGAUAAAAUGUGAAAAAUGGUAUUAAGUCACUAGGAUUUCCAAAUUUAGUCAAAUUAUAGCAAAUAAAUCAUUUUAUUUUUGAGGAGCUCAUUCUCAUUGUCUAAAAUUUCACUUUUGCCAAGUGUCAAGUCCAUGAUUUGCUGAAUUCGCUGACAUAAAUUAUGGUUGCCGAAGUGUCCUGCAUUUGCUUUUACAUGUCAUCAGAUGUUCUUGCUCCGUGCUUUUCCAAGCAGUUUUUUUUAAGUAAGAUUCAAAAUGGAAACUGAUGGGACCAGACAUUGUA
Messenger RNA from Lytechinus variegatus (green sea urchin), 2146 nucleotides. RefSeq names its product galactokinase-like. Gene Ontology annotation, biological process: carbohydrate phosphorylation; galactose metabolic process. Bases 100 to 1290 code for a protein of 396 amino acids. The record is from RefSeq and is a predicted model, not a curated record. Lineage: Eukaryota; Metazoa; Echinodermata; Echinoidea; Temnopleuroida; Toxopneustidae. Gene Ontology annotation, molecular function: ATP binding; galactokinase activity. The transcript has 7 exons. Gene Ontology annotation, cellular component: cytoplasm; cytosol.